AUGAACGCCCCGGGGAAGGAGAAGCGACUUUCGCUCCUCAUAUGUCGUAUCAACAUGUUGAUAAAUCUUCUGCAAAGUAGACUGGCGUUUCCACUGAUAUAUCCAUUCAACACGACCGCACUGAACAAUGAAAAGUCUCUAGAUUUGUACUUAAAGAAAUUAAGGAAGGAUGGAAACUUCAACGAAGAAGCUUUUAUGAAAACACUGGCCUUUAUAACACCAUCCAUCAUAAGCCUAACGAAGUUAGUUCAUGUUUUGAAGGCAGGCCAUUCUUUAUGUAACUACUCUGGAAUGUCGACCAAGUUAACAUAUACGGACCGAAAGCGGAGUGCUAGUGUCUUAAAGCAGCAUGAUACAAAAUUGCAUUUAUUGAAACCACAGGUGUGGAGAUUGUUAAAGCCUAAUGAUGAGAUGAACACGAAGCAUUUGAAGUGGAGGAAGUAA
Messenger RNA from Plasmodium knowlesi strain H, 444 nucleotides. Its product is annotated as conserved protein, unknown function. The record is from RefSeq and is a predicted model, not a curated record. The transcript has a single exon. The coding region runs from base 1 to 444 and encodes 147 amino acids. Lineage: Eukaryota; Apicomplexa; Aconoidasida; Haemosporida; Plasmodiidae.